Molecule: messenger RNA, 630 nt
Organism: Folsomia candida
Lineage: Eukaryota; Metazoa; Arthropoda; Collembola; Entomobryomorpha; Isotomidae
Exons: 3
Coding region: 66-509 (147 amino acids)
Source: RefSeq, a predicted model, not a curated record
CGAAAACAAGUUCAAUUUCAACUCAACCUUCGAUCGUACCCUAGCCAAAAUAAAUUGCGUCAAUUAUGGCAAGCAUUUCCUUAUUUUUGUGCUUGGUCGUCAUGGCAGGAUGCUCUGUAGAGGGCGCUACACUUAAAGAAAAUGAUACGAAAGAGGUCCUAAAAUUUGAACCGUUGGGGGCAGAAGGUUUGCAAUCUUGUCACUCGGACUGUGAUUACUGCUCGGGUGGGGUCUGCUACUACUACGACGAUGACCUCGGUCUGGCGGUGGGUUGGAUAAUUGCCAUUUCGAUUAUCGUCUUCCUCAUCUUCUUCGUCUGUCUGCCCGUCGGAAUUUGCUUCUGUUGUGGUUACUGCUGUUUCGCAGCUUGUCGAAAACGGGAUCAACCCCAGACCCAAGUUGUUUACAUGCAAGGACCUCCCCCAGCAGGUUACGAGCAACCUCAACAACCACCACAGUACGGCCAGCAACCACAAGCACAACCGUACGUGCAAAAAGCAUAUUCAUAAUACGCUAGAUGAAUAAUUGCUAAAUACUGAAAGAUUUUUUUUCUAUAAGUAUGUAACUGAAUAAAUAUGUACAUACAGAUGCAAAUGAUUGUAUCGUUUCGAUAAAUAUGACAAAUGGACA